ACUGGGAAUAAUUUCCACAGCUGUCUCUUGAAGGUCAUCACUGCCAGAAAUGGAACAUGAAGUUGACGGUCUGCUUUGGAGACACAAAGGUCGUCGUUCCUUGUGGUUCAGGGAACUUAACGGUUAGAGACUUGACUCUUAGUGGUUUAAGGAGGGUUAGGCAUACUUUACCGAAGGUUUGUUUUCUGGUUUCCUACAUGAACGUUUUAUCAUUACAAUGAUUCAUUAAUACUUAAAUGUUUCGAGUUACACAAUCUAUACAUUAUGAUGACUUAUCACCAUUAAUCAAUGAUUUUGUAGCUCGGCCCACAGGAUCGCAUUGUCGUACACAGUAUCAAUGUUGCUAGAGAUGGUGGUAUGCUUGAUUGGGAUGAUUUGGUCUGUGAUGUGGUAGACGAUCGUGAAAUGGUUACUGCUCACUUUUCGAUCGCGACCUUAUCAAACAAUGUCAAGGAUUCUUGCCCAAAUCGACCCUCAACUGGCCUUGAUUCUAUAUUUCAAUCACUUUCUACACCCUUAGUUGUCGAUUUAUGUUCUGAUAGUGUUAUUGAACCCUCAUUUCAUAGUCCCAUCCAGUCUAGCGGGGCUAGUGAAUUUAGAGAUAGUGGAUUGAAUCUUGCACCUCCUUGUGGAAUUGGAUUAAGACAAACUGACAUCAAUGGUCAUAUCGCAAACAGGCUUCUGCGUAUUGGAGAUGGAAGUACAAGCAGUAGUAACUUAAGUUUAAAUCUAAGUAAUGAUAGCUGUGGAUUGCAUCAACCAAAUGGAGCGCAUACAUCUCAGUCCCCUGGUGAUAUCCAUGAAUGGUUUCUGAGUGAGUCUUUCCAUGAUUCCAAUGCAGCGCUGCAUCCCAACAUCAAAGUGAAUUGUGUUUCAGCAGUAUCCUCUUCUGACAGUAAAAAGGAAUGUUUUACAACCUCUUCAGCUUCUCAGCCACCACCUACUUGCUUCAAUACAGUAUUAAGUACGUGUGAGCAACUGAAAAGCUCUCCGGUUUCGUGCAAUAAAUCCUGUUCGAAUAGUAUCACCAUAAAUGAUACAGCAAUUUCGAAGCAUUGUCAAAGAACACUUUCACCGAAUGUCUUUGAAAUGCUCUCAAAUGUCUUAUCUCGCCGUCGUGAUCUUAUUGAGUCUGGUUGGGAUUCUGAUGAUGAAGAUGAAGAUGUAUUCGAUCCUGAUGGAGGUUAUUCAUACGACUGCCAAGUAGGUGAACAACAGAAUGAAUUUGUGUCACUACCUAAUGGUGAUACUAUCCUUCACUCAGAUAUCAUAAACAAUAAUUCAGAUAUAACAUCUAAUUCUUUACCUGGAGGAAACCACUGUUGUUUAGAUGUCACAGAAAGUAAUAGCCACCAUGAAAAUAUUAACGACAACUUUUCGACUGUAAGAUAUCCCUCGGUGACUCUUACACCAAGCGGGACUUGUGAUAGACCAAGUAAUCACCCUGUUUUAUCAAAUGCAGAUAUUUGGCCUCUCCCACCUCCACCUUUUUCUGCUUCCGAUGUUCCACAUGUUAAUAUUCCUACUAAUCUCCCGUGUAGAGUACUUUCUCCAGAAGACGAAUAUCAUAUAGGUAUAAAUACUGAACGACUGAUACGUGCAGUUCAAAGUCAUAAUUCAUUUUCAAAUUCGAAUGGUUCCGACCGAUUUUUCACAACUUCAGACAUAGUGUCUAAUUCAUUAGUAAGUCAGUCAGAACUCCGAAAUCCCCUCAGUUAUUCUCAGCCUAAUUUGGUCACACAGUAUGACGAUCCUAUUCGACAACAAAAUAUUCAACAUUUAUCAAAUACCCAUACAACAGCAAAUAAUAUGGUUAGUAAUGCAUUACAUCAGUCGAGACCGGACCAUGUACAAUCUCAAUACUCACACACAUGUAAUGUCAACUCAACAAAAUCCCUUGUUAUAACAAGUCGUCCUGUUGGCGGUCUGUCCUAUUCUCGAACAACAACACGUUUAGGAACAGCAUUUCAAAGCAAUUUAACUGUUCCAACUAUAGUUGAAGAAGAAGAGGAAUAUUCGGUAGAUUCUGAAAGAAGAAUUCCAAAUUUGCCGGAAUAUGAAACAGAACACCAAUUCACCGACGUGUUAAAAUCUAGAACUAAUCCGCUACUUAAUAAUAAUCAUAUUGAUAUUAAUGAAGCAAAUGAAGAAGAUUAUCCACUUCUACGUAAAGAUUAUGUUUUGGAAAAAGAUCAAACAUCUGUCCAAAAAUGCGGUGUACUACAUGCGAAUACAAUUAAUAAUGAUAAAUGUAAUUCUAGUUCAAAUGAAUUACACUUGUCUAAUCUUCAAUUUUAUUCAAAUGAUAAUCCAUUGAUAACAAAUAAUCAUUCUAUUCGUGGUCUACCUAAACCGGAUGUAAUUCGUUGGCUUGAAAAUACUCGCGAUGCUACUAGGAGUAAUGAUUGUCAAGUUGUAAGUAAAUCUAGUUUAUCACAUCUUUCAUCAUCUGCAUCAUUAAAUCAAUCAGACUUCAAUACAGAUGAUCAUCAACCAAUUAAUGAAGUACCUGAAAAAAUAUCUCUGAAUAUCAUUGAGUCCCCUUCAGUAAAUAAAUCUCAGGAAUCAAUAAAUAGUAAAGACUCAGUAGUGACAAUUCGUCUGAUAAAUACUAAACGUGGUGAAAAUUUAGGUAUACAAAUUAAACCUGUAUUUUCGGAUGUCUUUAACUCUAAUAAUGAUAAUUGUUCAGAUAACAAUGGCGGAUCAAGAAUUGAAUGUGGCCUUGAAGUUCAUUGUAUUUUACCGAAUGGGCGUGUAGCACGUGAACAAUGCUUAUCUGUUGGAGAUCGGAUUCUAAGUAUUAAUGGAAUUUCAUUAAGCGGUAUACCAUUUGAAAAGGGUCGUGAUAUAUUUCAAGAGGCAUUAAAUGAACCAGAAAUAAUUCUUCGUGUACUUCCUCAUUCAGCCUACCAAUACAGUUCUUCACUAUCUAUACAAAAUAUUGAUAAAAUAAACAGGACAACUACAGAGAAAUCAGAGAAACCCUCAUGUGGUCUAAUUGUUAUCGUAUCCGAUCCAUUGUCUAAAGCUAAAGAAGUUGAAAUAAAAUCUAAUACAAAUCAAUUAAAACCUAUACCACCACCACCACCUCGUCGUUCUCCCAACACUGUAUUAACUCGUAUUCCAGAAGGAAUUAUUAAACCAUUAAUUGAUGAAUUUUUAAAAGAGAAAAAACAAGAAGAAAAUAAUAACAAUCGAUUACCAUCAUCACAAGAAUUAACAAAAUCUGUUGUCAACUCACAAACAAAUAUUGUUAAUAAUAAUAAUAAUAAUAAUAAUAAUAAUAAUAAUAAUAAUAAUAAUAGUGAUGAUUUGCACACAUUUACUUAUCAUACAAUUCAUUUAUGCAAAGGUUCUAAUGGAUUGGGAUUUAGUUUAACUAGUCGUGAUUCAUUGACAUCAUCGGGUCAAAAAGUUAUCUGUGUGAAAAAUAUACUACCAGGUGGAGCAGCUCUAAUCGAUGGUCAAUUAAAACCUGGUGAUCUUCUAAUGAAGGUUGAUAAUAUUGAUGUGAAUGAAAUUGGUCAAGCACAAACUGUAACAUUAUUACGAAGUAAACCUGUAAAUACUCUUGUGACUUUAGUUGUCAAACGAUCAAGAAAUAAUAAUAGUAAUGCAGAUAUCAAUAAUAAUAAUAAUGACCAUAAUAAUCUUGAUCAAGCAUGUCUACCUGAUUUGAAAACUAUGCAUCCAUCUGUUAUGUGUACAAUAGCAUCAAGUUGUUGCAUAAAUACUGUAAAUGAACAACCAACAAAAUCAAUAUUAUCUUCAAUAUCCUCAUUAUCAUCAACAUCACAACCAAUAACACAACAACAACAUAAUGAAAGAGUGAUUGUGGAACAACCAUCUAGUCAUGAUACAAAAAUACCUGAUAAGCCAUCAGAAUGGAAUUGUUGUUCAUCCGACAUCUCUCAAAAAUUCCAUCCCCUUCCACCUUCACAUCCUUCAUAUAAACUUCAUGAAAUCGAUUCAUCUCACUGGUCACUUUAUUUAUUGAAUAUACAUUUACCUUUGACUAAAGUCAAUGAAUCCGAUAAAAUUACAACAAUACGACAAUAUACAGAUUCUACUAUACAUCAAUCAACAGUUAAACGACAUACAGGUAAUCCUGUCACCUUAGGUGUAAGUGUAUCAGUAAGACGCUUGUCAAAUAAUUCGUUUGUUAAUAGCAAUGAUGCCCUUGGUGGUGGACUCACUAAUUCUACCACUACUACUGCUACUGCUAACACUACUGUUACUGUUAAUGAAAAACAUUCAAGUGUACAAAUUGAUAAAACUAAUGAUUCACAAUGGAAUGCUGUUUUUGUAAGAACUGUAAUUGAUGGUGGUCCUGCUUAUCAAGAUGGACGUUUACAAGUAGGUGAUCGUUUAUUAACUAUAGAUGGUCAAACUUUAUCUGGAUUAUCUACUACUGAUGCCCUUAAUCGUCUAAAAUCUGUUAUUGCAAAAGAUUUGAAUGAAUCUCCUCAUCCAUGUGUUCAUCUUUUGAUUGCUCGACCUCGGGAUGGAAUUGAUUCAGAUAAUUCUUAUGCAAAUUCUAUGGAAAAUAAAAGUGAAAAUGCAAUGAAUAAAAUCACCAGUUCUAAUCAGCGUAAAUCUUCCUUGGAAGUGGCAACAAAAGAAUCACAUAAUGAUAAUAGUGGUCAUUCAAAACUGCUACUAGUCUCUGCUGUAGUACACUCAUCGGAAUCUGUUUCAAUUGCCGGAAUGAAUUCACAUGAUUCAUUUAAUCCACCUGGAAAAUACUCUUUAUCAUCUAAUCAUCAUCUAACUGUAACCAACGUAUCACCAUCAUCGUCACAACAUCUACAAUCACAAAAACAAUCUACCAAUCUCUCCAACACCUCUUAUCCACUGUGUCUAAUUCAAACUUCCCAGUCCAGUGAAGAAAUGUCAAAGAUUUUGCAUUUAAAAUCAAAUACUUGUAACUCUACUGUAAAUGUCAAUAAUUCCCAUGAAACUACUACCAAAUCUUCUGCUUCUUCAUCAUUUUUAAUAUGUAAUACAAAGUCUAAUGAAAAUAACGAUGAAAAUAUUGAUGUCAAUCGGACUAAUUAUCAUGAUGAUGCUAAUAAUUGUAAUACUGUCACUAACUCUCCCAUUAUUAUUAAUAGUUUUCAAUGUGAUUCAAAAACAGUUAACAUCGACUAUUGUGCGGUGAAAAAUGUUCAAAUCCCUGUAACUUCCUGCUCAACUCUUAAACAUUUAGAUUCCAUUCCUUCAUCUAAUUCAAAUGGUACAUCUGAGCAUAGCCAUCAUCAUUAUCGUCGCCGUCGUCGUCAUCAUCACUAUCGCGAUAAUGAAAAAUUCUAUCGUAAUUCAAAAUGCUGUUAUAGUAAUUUAGAUCAAGAUUCAAAAAAACGUUUAUCGAAUUACUCAUCGUCAUCAACAGAAAUAUUAUGUAAUUAUCAACAUAAUUUAUGUAAAUACCGAUCGAACGAUAACAUUGUUAUUGAUGAUGAUCAUGACAGUGAUGAUGAUAUGGAUCGUGAUAAGUCAUCAAUGAUAUGUUAUCAAUGUUUAACAGAUGAUUCCGAUUUGAAUUACGAUGCUACUACUCCUCUGUCGGAUCCCGAAACUGAACGUUAUAGUUAUAAAUUAGAUUUAUUCAGUGAAUUGAGUCUUUCGUCAGUCUCUGGCGCUGCUGGUGACCAGUUAUUAAAUAUGAAUAUUGAGAAAAAUCCAAUAACCAAUAAAUCCACUUUACAUAAAUGUUACUAUUCACAUGGAAAAUACUUAAAUGAUAAAAAAUGUAAAUAUCGUGUUGUAUAUCGUCAACCGAGAAUAGACUUUAGUCAAAUGGUACUUGUACCAUUUGAUCCAGCCUCAUGGAAUGGUCCAGUGUUAAAACCGAGAACAGCGUUGAAUUCAGAAGAACUACAACUUAUUGUCGAUAUGCCGAAUUCAUUUUCUUUACAAAAUAAUAAUAAUAAUAAUGUUGAUCAACAACCUGAUAAGAAUAUAGAAAGAAGAGGGCAUAAUUCCGUUGUUGAUGUUGAUAGUAUGUGUAAUAAACAAAAUGCAAAAUGUAUCGAUAAUGAAACUGUUCGUGUGAGAAAAACACAUCCAAAAACUGUAAUCAGUAAAUUAUUCAGUCUAGUUAAGACAACUGCUCAUCGACGUACUAUUGGUGAUCAGAAUACAAUAUUAGAUUUCGAAAAUAAUGCAGGAUCUCAAUUACCUACAGAUGAUAGCGUUCAAACAAUUUUAUCUAGUGGAAAUGUUAAUGAUAUUGAAAAAAGAAAUAAUUGUUUAAUAAAUUUGCCAAAUAAUACAAAUACAAUUUCAACCAUACAAUAUAGUUUAUAUGUAGAAAGUUCAACAAAGAAUUUACUUAAACCUCAAUCGGAUAAGUCAAUCGACUUACAACUUUGUGCAAACAACAAUAUUACUGAUCCUAUCGAAAGAUCAUCACGUUCAUCUUGUUAUGCAACACUUCAUGAAAGACUUGAACCUCCAAUCCAUAUCUAUGAUACUGCACACAAUAUUCAAAUAACUAACACUAAUGAUCCAAGUGAUGAACAAGUAACAUUACUAGAUGCGAAAUGUCCCUCUUCUUUUGCACCUCAGUCUAAUACCAGUCAAACAACUACAGAAAAUGUGGUUGUAAGUCAACCUGAAGAUACAAGUUUAACACAAUUACAAACAACAAAGUAUGCUGAUUUAUCGUUUAUACCAAAUUCAUCUUUAAAUAGUCCGUUAUCAUGUAUGCCGUUAUUAUUGACAAAUACCAAUAAUGCUAAUAAUAAUAAGAAGAAUACUGACAUUGUUCAAACAACAACACUGUUUAAUAAAACAAUUAAAGAGUUAACAAGUCAACAACAACAGUCACAGCAUCGUUCCAUUUCUUCUUCUAACCAACAUCAUCUCACUAGUUUAUCUAAAAGUACUGUGAAUCGUCUGUAUGAUAUUGAAAUCAGCUCAUGUUCAACUGCUUAUGAAUCAGUUAUGGAGUAUACACCAGCUUGUGAUGAUGUUACUUCCAAACAGAAAACAAACAGAGAAGUUUACGAAGAUGCUGAAGUAUUAUAUCGACACUUAUCUGACUUGAAACAAUCAAACAAUUCUGAUAUACAAACAACAGUAAUAGAUUCAUCUAAUUAUCAUUAAUAAUUUUUUUCUAAAAAAAUCUUCAUAUACAUACAGUUUGUACACAAGUUAUUAGUUCUCUGAAUCAGAAAUAUUAUCUGCGUAUGUGUACUAUCACAAAAACAAUAUACUUUAUAAAAAUCUAUAUUCAAACAUCACUUCCUAAUUCUUUCUACAUUCAACUAUCUAUAUAUUUAUUGACACUACACUCGUUAGUAUUGCGAUUAUUAUUAUUAUUAUUAUUAUUAUCGUGAUAAUUGAUACAUAUUCUUUAUCAUUAUUCAAGAGACGAAUAUAUAUAAGAUUCUGUAAUCAUGGCGAAUACUUAAUAGGCAUUACGCAAUUCAACUUAAUGCUUAUAUGUUAAAUGCGAUGAUAAUCGUUUUUAUGCAUUUGUUUCGUGGAAUAUAAUAGGAUUUAUACAGAAUAAAAAUAAUACUGUUACAAAACAAAAGAUUAAGGUAGGCAGGCUUCGGUAAUCAAUGUGGAUUCCUCUUAAGAUUUUCAUGUGUUAUAUGCAUUUCAUACAUUUUUGUCCCGUUACCCUAUUAUCAUUAUUUUUCUUCUAUUAUUACUGAUUUCAUCACUAAAAAUAUUUUAGCAUUUAUUAUCUAAUUUAUAAUGAUGAUGACGAUCACUAUCAUUAUUAAGAAAGAAUAUACUUUCAACUGUUUUCGUUUCUAUGCACAUCUCUUACAAACGAACCAACCACCAGGACACGUGACUGUCUACAAUGAUUGGAUAGAUUUGUUUUCCUUUUUCUCUUUUGAUAAUUGUAUUUUCACGGCUAAAAGUGCAACUUCGAUGAUAAUAAUAAUAAAGAUUAGAACAACGAAUAACCUUGUCUCGUAAAGAAAUUGACGUAUUAUUUGUGGAAAAUUCUUUAAAACAUUUUUUUCCAAUGUGAAUAAAAGAAUGAUUGAUGAUAGCGAUAUGUUGUAUCAGAAAGUGCUGUGAUUCUUUUAACUUAAAAUUACAUUUAAUAUUAUUAUCAUUUUUCGUAUCUUCCGUUACCGUGAUCAAAAUUACACAAAAGCCAACUGUAAACUAUUGAUAUACCAUUAUAACUUGCAUUUCACUCUCCAUUAUACUUCAUGAAAUAUUUUUACUUCUAUAUAUCUUCGUUUUUUGUUUUGUUUCCAAUAAGAUGAUAACCUUGCAUUUAUUUCGCAACUGUGUUCUUUUAUAUUCAGCAUUUACUCUGACAUACAUUUAAUAACGAUGAUCUUAUUCAUACACGAUUUAGUUUACAGUUUUUUUUUGUGUUAUUUUACAAUUUUACAAACCCAAAAUCUACUUGAAAUUCAUAGAUUAAAAAUAAAGCAUUUGAUAAUUUUUUC
Messenger RNA from Schistosoma spindalis, 8432 nucleotides. The record is from the annotation of a GenBank genome assembly. Lineage: Eukaryota; Metazoa; Platyhelminthes; Trematoda; Strigeidida; Schistosomatidae.